Ostrinia nubilalis (European corn borer) is the source of this 1323-nucleotide messenger RNA. RefSeq names its product transcriptional adapter 2A (gene Ada2a). The record is from RefSeq and is a predicted model, not a curated record. Gene Ontology annotation, cellular component: nucleus; SAGA-type complex. The coding region runs from base 16 to 1311 and encodes 431 amino acids. Gene Ontology annotation, molecular function: chromatin binding; protein binding; transcription coactivator activity. Gene Ontology annotation, biological process: chromatin remodeling; regulation of transcription by RNA polymerase II. The transcript has a single exon. NCBI's taxonomy places the organism in Eukaryota, Metazoa, Arthropoda, Insecta, Lepidoptera, Crambidae.
CCUCGACCUGCGAACAUGUCGAACGAUAUAUUACAAACGAAAUGCGAUGCUUGCUCGGAGGUGGCUCACGAACCCUUCAUUGAGUGUUGCGAGUGCGAGAGUAACUUGUGUAUGUCAUGUUUUGCCUCUGGACGCGAAGUGAAUUCCCACAAAAACGACCACAAGUACGCUGUCCGCCGCAACGACUUCCCUCUAUUCGAAAACUGCAACUGGUCCGCCAAGGAAGAGUGCAAGUUACUCUCUGCACUGUCCUCUUAUGGUUAUGGUAAUUGGGAAGAGAUCUCUAAAAGUGUACACACUAGAUCAAAGCUUGAAUGUCAGGAACACUACAAGAAAUAUUAUAUCGAAAAUGUGCAGUAUAAAGGGCUGAAACUUUUGCCAGAAACACAACAGUCCCUGUUCCCUAGACCUGUGAUACCUUAUUUGUAUAGCACAGAGGUGACAAUAAAUCCACCUCGCAACAACCAGGGUGAUCAGCAUUUGGCCGGUUAUAAUGCACACAGAUCUGAAUUUGAGUUAAGCUAUGAUCAUAAUGCAGAAAGCAUUUUUAAUAUUGAAAACAAUUAUUCCGAUGAAGAGGAUGAUGAAGAUGAUUGUAUGGACUCUUUGAAAAUAGCUUUAGUCAACUCACUGAACACCAGGCUGAGAGAGAGGCAGAGGCGGUAUAAAAUUAUACAAAACCAUGGGCUCAUAAUGCCCAGCAAGCUGGUCUCCUGGUUACAAAAGUUUGAUAACACCCUGGGAAGGCAGAAAUGUGAGAGGUUACUUGCGUACAUGCAGUUUAUGACUGGAAUACAGUUUGAUGCAUUCAUGGAGGGCCUGAGUUUGGAGUGCGAGAUCAUGCAGAGAAUACUGCGGUUGUGCGAGUACAGGAAGUGUGGCAUUCGGACACUGUACGCUGCAAAGUUGUACAAGCACUUGAAGAAGGACAAUGACAUGAUGAUAAAGGAACAGCAGCACUCCACAUUUGUGAUGAUGAGGAAGUUUGAAGGUAUAUCACCCGUCAAGAGCAAAAUCUUUGGGAGAGACGAUGGGAAAGUCAAGAAAAUCAAGAAGUGUAUUAUGCCUCUUGAAAUUGUAGAUUUACCAGGUUUUCAUCUUUUGUCGGAGUCUGAGAAAGUUUUGUGCUCUAAUCUGCGUUUGGUCCCGAAAAACUACUUGGAAUUCAAGGAACAGCUCGUCACAGAAAAUAAUAAGUUGGGUUUCCUCAGGCUUUUGGAUGCUCGGAGGAUAGUUAAGAUAGAUGUUAAUAAAACUAGGAAAAUCUAUGAUUACUUAGUAAGCGAAGGAUUUCUUACUAAACCUUUAUAAAUAAACUCAUAA